CAGAUGGACAGAGAGAGAGAGCGCCGUGGUGCCGUGACUCCGUCAUCAGCGUCAUCACCGUUACGCGCGUCGAUACUGUUUGCGGUGCGGCGACGCGGAGCAGCGCGAGCACUAACUGGACCCCAGGACACGGAGAUGGAGACCUUCUGCCAGCGCGUGCACGGACUCGGUUAUAGCUGAGUAACAUAAACACCGAGACCGAGAACAUGAUCGCCAGAGCGCGCGCCAACUCAUCACCGGCGGUGGCCGCGCACACGGAGGGCGAAGAGAUCGAAGUGUUAGAGAGCGAGGAGACCGAGACCGGAGCUCCACCGGACACAGAGUGGAAAUCUCUGUUUGAUAAGUAUGACCCAGAAAGUUCAGGCUUCAUUAGCGCAGAGCGUUUGCGUGAUCUGCUCGAGACUCACGGCUCUGAACUGGACACACACAAGCUGGAGGUUCUGUUGGCGCUGGCCAACGGGAACGCAGAGGGAAAAGUCCGAUAUCAGGAUUUCAUCAACCUGAUGACUAAUAAACGCUCGAACAGUUUCCGGCGAGCGAUUCAGCAGGGAGGAAGGCAGCUGAAGAGCUCCAGCCUGAGGGAGGAAGUGGGACUCGGUCUGCCUCAGAGACUCGUCCGACACGUAGCUUACGAGACUCUGCCUCGGGAAGUGGACCGCAAGUGGUACUUUGACAGCUACACCUACUGUCCUCCACCCUGGCUCAUCCUCACUAUCACCAUCACAGAGAUGGUGGUGUUUGUGUAUUAUGGCCUCCUGCUGGACCGCUGGGUUCUGCAGGUUUCGUCUCCGUCCUUUCUGAAGAGUCCACUGCCUUACCACCCUCAGCGCAGGGCGCAGGCCUGGCGCUACCUCAGCUACAUCUUCAUGCACGCUGGCAUCGAGCACCUGGGUCUGAACAUGGCCAUGCAGCUGCUGGUUGGUGUUCCUCUGGAGAUGGUGCACGGCGCCGCUAGGAUCGGCCUCAUCUACAUGUGCGGUGUUUUAGCAGGUUCUCUGGUGGUAUCAGUGAUAGACAUGGCUGCCCCUGUAGUCGGGUCAUCAGGAGGAGUUUACGCUCUUGUCUCUGCCCAUCUUGCCAACGUUGUCAUGAACUGGUCAGGGAUGAAGUGUCAGUUUAAGUUGUUCCGGAUGGCGAUGGCACUGGUGUGCAUGAGUGUGGAGUUCGGCCGUGCCGUGUGGUUGAGGUUUUACCCCCCCGCCAUGCCACCAUGCCCCAACCCAAGUUUCUGUGCCCAUCUGGGCGGGGUGGUGGUGGGUCUGACACUGGGUGUGGUCGUGCUACAGAACUACGAGCAGCGGCUGCAUGAGCAGUUCCUUUUCUGGAUCUUCAUCAGCGUCUACGGCCUCUUCGUCCUCUUCGGGAUCUUCUGGAAUGUCUUUGCUUAUAGCCUGCUGGACGUCAAACUUCCACCAGCACCAUGACCAGUGUGUGUGGGGAAGGGGGGGAGGUUAGGUCACCAUAAACUUUAAUCUAUAUCACUUGAGAACCAAAUGCUAAGUACCUCACUCCAAGUGUGUGUGUGUGUGUGUGUGUGUGUGUGUGUGUGUGUGUGUGUGUGUGUGUGUUUAGUGCCUAAACUGUAUCAUCAUCAUUGCUGUGUACUGUCCAAGAAGAUAAAGGAAGAGAUGCAGCUGAAUGUGAAAGUGAAGGAAUGAGACCUGCAAUGAAAUGACAAACACAGAGGAAUCUAAUCCAAAUACAAUAAAGUGGCUUUGAGGCUAAUCAUGCUAACGUGGUUAAAUCAUGCUAACGUGGUUAACAGUGUAAAGCACUAGCGAUAAAGCAAGAACUGAUUAGGGAAAAUCUGUGAAGAAACGUGUGAUGAUUAUAGAGAGAAUGUUAACUGGUUUAUUUUGGUUUGAAAAUGACCAAAAUCCAGUAUGAAUGCUACAUAAUAAUGAGAGGUGGGUGGGGUCAAGUGGGGUCUCGAUACUGUAGCCCCGCCUCCUGAUUGUUCAAGCUUCCAAAGUUUGUUAGACUAAAAUUCAAGUGCUAACAAAAAGUAAUUUGUAAUGAAUUAACAUCAUGCUUACUAGCAUCUAUUGACCUUUACUCCCUGUUAGCAACAUUAGCUUGUUCAAACUAAAGCUCAUAGUGGUGCUAUUAGCUAUGAGUGUUAGCAUCUUGGCUCUUAGCCCACAGCUAAAACCAGCUUUCUGGUUUCUGAACUGAAAGCAGAACUGUUCUGAGAUCAGACUGUAAACCUGUUCUGGUUUCACUGAGCGAUCCUAUGGUCUCAUGUAUAUCUAAAUGUGUGUGUCCUGUGUGUUAGCAGGUGUGUUAGGAGGUGUGUUAGCGGGUGUGUUAGCGGGUGUGUUAGCGGGUUUGUGCUGUGGCCGUUUAUAGUGGACGUUAUAUUUUUGUAAGUGAUUACAGCGUGAUAAGAGAGCACAAACUUUUAUUAACGUUGCCAAAAAUCUCUUCCUCCUCAGCUCAUCACUGUUUAUGCCUCAUUCUAACAAACGGAUGUAAGUUUGAUAGAAAUCCGUUGUUCUUUUGCGCUACUUCUACUGCUCCAGCAGCACACUGGAUUUAAAGAAAUAUUUAAAAUGUAUUUAUAGCUGUUGCUCUGUGUCAGACACUGGACUAAACAGUUGUGUGUGUGUGUGUGUAUGUGUCUGUGUGUGUGUUAUCUAUAGACGAUGCUAGAGUACAUAUGAACUGAAUGUUUCCAUUAGGCGUGUGCUGAUAUUUUACUUUUUCUUGAUGUAAUAAUCACAGUUUAAGAUACUGUCCUGAUAUUAAGUCAAAGAGAAAGGUUUCAGAUUUUAAUUGUUAAUGCAGAACAAAGACAUUAGCCUUUCUUUUAACAAGUAGCUUAGCUAAUAUUAGCACAGUGCUAGUAUUGUAUGCUACAUCACACAGUGAGCUGAAAGAGAUGGAAAGAAAGGCCAAUAACGAUCAUCCCUACAGUUGGUUAAUCACAAUAUGACCCACUAUCUGAUUAUCAGCACACGCCUAGUGAGGAGUUUAGUGACUGUUUUGAGAUAAGCUCGUUUUCGGUCUAUGCACAAACAUUCAGCACAGCAGCAAGAGACAACUGACACCAGAUCAGAUAUAUAACAGUCUUGUACAGUUCAGACGGAGCUAAUAGCUUAUAACACAUGAAUUUAUCAUGAAGUAUUUAUCUCUCUGACACAGCGAGGUCUGACCUCCUGAUACAGCACUGUCUCUCUUCACAACACAAAUCCAAAGCAGUUAGGAUAAUUUUCUAACAUAAUAAUUAAACUGUUUUUUUAUGAAGGUUGAGUGCGUUAGCUGCUAAUCUGCGAUCUGAGGCUGUGCGAGCUCUAACACAGAUAAAUGCUCAC
Molecule: messenger RNA, 3314 nt
Organism: Tachysurus vachellii
Lineage: Eukaryota; Metazoa; Chordata; Actinopteri; Siluriformes; Bagridae
Gene: rhbdl3
Product: rhomboid, veinlet-like 3 (Drosophila)
Exons: 9
Coding region: 207-1424 (405 amino acids)
Cellular component (GO): membrane
Molecular function (GO): calcium ion binding; serine-type endopeptidase activity
Source: RefSeq, a predicted model, not a curated record